AUGGCGACCGUUGAUGAUUUCACAAAAUCUAUCGCUGAAGGACCAGAGCAGAUUUUCGACACGUGUUCUCCGUGUUCAGAAUCCGGAAGUACAAAAGAAGCGGAUAAAUUCUGUGUUAAUUAUGGAUCAUAUUUCUGUGCUAAAUGUCUGCUGGAUCACAACAAAUUCCAGGCGUUAAGAUCACGCCAGAUUUCAGAAAAGCCCGGACAAAACAAACGAAAUGAAACUCGAACGAGCCUGCCGACAGAGCGAUGUUCAAUCCACUAUGGAAAGUUGGUUGACAUGUUCUGUAAAGAUCAUGACGAAGUGUGUUGUGCAGCUUGUAUUGCAAUGAAACACAGGGCAUGUGUAAAUGUGGACUAUAUUCCCAGCAUUUCAAACGGUAUACGAGACAGUGCUGAGUACAAGGACACCAAACAUUCGCUUCGAAAUAUUCUAACUAAGAUGAAACAAAAAAGAGAAGCAAGAAACAAUAAACUGAAUGAUCUUGAAAGGCAAAAGAAUAAGUUAUUAGAAGGCGUAGACAUAUUCAAAGAAGAACUUAUCAAGAGGAUAAAAGAGCUUGUCGACAGUUCAAAGGAGCAAGUAUUUUCAAAGUAUAAAGUAUGUAAGAAAGUAAUACAGUCAGAUUUAGAUACUUUAGAUACUGUUAUUUCAACAACGACAAAAAGUGAACAGAAAUUGUCCAGUAAAAACGAAGCUCAAUUGUUUGUGAAUAUUAAAACAAGCAAAGUUUCAAUAAUGGAUUGUGAAGUUCUUUUGAGUGACAUGUCAAAAGUUAGAACAAAUGAAGAACUGAAGUUUACGUUAAAUCAAGGUCUGAAAAAAACUCUGGAUUCGCUGGGAUGUGUAGUUGAUGCUGAAGAAGAAAUUAAAGAAUACAGAGCAACAUUGUAUGGAAAAUUCAAGAUUGAUCCACGGCACUGUCAAAUAAGUGGUAUAUGUACUAUGGAUGACGGGACAUAUGUGAUUGCCGAUUAUACACAUUCAAAACUAAAGAGACUGAACGGAAGCUUCAAGGUUGAAGAUCAUAUUAAGGUUGGUGGAAAUCCCUGUUCAAUAUGCAGAACAGGGCCAAACGAAAUUGCUGCAUUUCUUCAUGGUAUAAAUACGAUACAGUUUGUGUCUGUUGGACAAAGAAUGGAACUGAAAACAGCAUUUAAUGUCGACAGAUCAGCAGUCGGAGUUUCCUAUGAUAUUUUACAAAGUUCCUUGUUGGUGUUUGGCGGAAAUCAGGUUUCUGUUUAUACAAAAGCAGGAGUCUUGUUGAAAACAUACGAAAAGAAAGAAACUGGUGAGCAACUGUUUAAGUUUGCUAUACAGUUGGCGUUUAAUACACAAAAUCAGUUAAUAUUCGUCACUGAUGAAAGUGAUGGAAAAAUUAAGGCUUUGGUCAAGGACGGUAAGACAAUUUGGACAUUCUGUGAUCAAAAGUUAACAAGGCCCUGGGGAGUGUGUGUCUUGCCGGGUGAUAUUAUCUUGGCGAGUGGGCUAGCUUCCACCAAUGUAUUACAGAUUGACAAAAAUGGCAGAAAGAUUGGAGAGUUGCUAGGAGCUUCCGAGAAAUUAAACCAACCGUUCUCUUUAACUUUUGACAGGAAACACGCUAGACUGCUAAUAGGAAACAAUUCAAAUGAAAUACACGUGUACACAUUAUCUAAAAAAUAUGUUUUGUAG
Mercenaria mercenaria is the source of this 1677-nucleotide messenger RNA. RefSeq lists its product as uncharacterized. NCBI's taxonomy places the organism in Eukaryota, Metazoa, Mollusca, Bivalvia, Venerida, Veneridae. The record is from RefSeq and is a predicted model, not a curated record. Gene Ontology annotation, molecular function: zinc ion binding. The coding region runs from base 1 to 1677 and encodes 558 amino acids. The transcript has 2 exons.